GUUUUAGCAAUGUUCCGUACCUUGGUAACCCGUGGUGCUCCGCUUCUAAACUUGCAUUCACGUCGUUCCAUACCACGGUUAUUCUUUUCAUCGCCUGCUACAUCAAGCGCAGCUGCCGAGGAUUUGGAUUUGUUGAGGGCUCGGUUACUUUAUCAGAGCAAGAAGCGUGGAAUCCUAGAAAAUGAUCUCCUUAUUGGCGUAUUUGGUGAGAGAUAUCUACCAAAGAUGAACCUAGAAGAAUUGCAGUCAUACGACAAACUCAUCAACGGUGACAUCAUGGAGUGGGACCUCUUCUACUACAUCUCUGGCAAAAAAGAUCCUCCAGCUGAAGUAGCUAAUGCGAGCGCUUUUAUAUUACUGAAAAACUUUGUUCAGCAGAGGGAGUUUGCUGAUAAACCUAAGUCAAAAACUAAAGUGCAAUUCUUGUGGAAAAAUGUCUGGUGGAAGCGGUGUUCCUCUGUCGGAUCGACUAAACGUGGAAAAAAACAAGCUGGACGAGAGCAUCAGAAACUACUGUUUCCCAUCAGCGAGUGA
This is a messenger RNA of Cylicocyclus nassatus, 534 nucleotides long. The record is from the annotation of a GenBank genome assembly. Lineage: Eukaryota; Metazoa; Nematoda; Chromadorea; Rhabditida; Strongylidae.